UUGAUUAUUUACUGAUUGGAAGUUUUGAAGGGGGGGGGAUUCGAUAUACAUUUCGAGAUCAAGAAUUGAUUGUUUUUAAACAAGAUAUCAAUCGAAAUAAUCUCUCGGGUGUAUAAUCGAAUUAUUAUUUUGAUAAUCGAGAUAUCUCGAAUGUAUAUCUCGAUGACGCCCAUCACUAACAGUCACCAUCCGAUCAUUGUUCGAGCACCAUGCGUGGGAAAUCUGAAGGAAGUGCCAGGCGCAUACAGAAACGCCUCACCGGUCAAGUGCCGCCCAAAAUUUUAAAGUCAAAAAAUGAAUCAAAUGGUCAAAAAGAAUGGAGAAAAUGUAAUCAACGAUCAAUGUGUUUUAUACCUCGUUUGUUACAUAAAUCCAAUAAUGGAAACUCUGCGAAAACUCAACGGGACUGUAGGGUUGGACAUAAUCACGAUUUAUAUGAUGCUGAGGAAAUAAUUGGAGCUAAAAAGACAGUCGAUGACGAAUUAAUGUUUUUGGUGAAGUGGAUUAGCCCAUAUAAUUGUUAUUCGUUUAUAUACAACGAUGAUGCUAAACGAAGAUUCCCACAACUUGUAAUAACAUUUUACGAGAGACACCUUAUGUUCAAACAGUAAUUCUGAAUAUAAGACUUAAAUGCCAUUUUUAUAAAUUUUUUCUUUUUCU
Molecule: messenger RNA, 660 nt
Organism: Sipha flava (yellow sugarcane aphid)
Lineage: Eukaryota; Metazoa; Arthropoda; Insecta; Hemiptera; Aphididae
Exons: 2
Coding region: 210-611 (133 amino acids)
Cellular component (GO): nucleus
Source: RefSeq, a predicted model, not a curated record